CCCACAAGGGAGCAGGUAUUCUGAACUUGGUGCUAUGUAACGAGCCAGACUUUAUAAAAGGUCUUAAGUCAGGGAACACUUAGGAGGCAGCUAUCAUAAGAUGGUAGAAUUCAGGGUGUAGUUCGAAAGAGGGAAGGUAAAAUCAGAUGUAAUGAUGUAAUGAUGGAAAUAAAGAUAAUUACAGGGGCAUGAGAGAGAAACUGACGAAAAUUGACUGGAAGCAGAGCGUAGUGGGGAAGGCAGUAGAACAACAGUGGCAGGAGUUUCUGGGUGUAAUUGAGGACACAGUACAGAGAAAAGAAAGAUUACCCGGGUGGGGCAUUAGAUAACCAUGGCUGAAGAAGGAACUCAGGAAAUGUAUCACAGAAAAAGAGAGAGCUUAUAAAGUUGCCAAGAGAGCUGGGAAAUCAGAAGAUUGGGAAGACUACAAAAACAAGCAGAGGAUAACAAGGAGAGAAUCAAAUAUGAAGAUGGAGAGUAUGAAUCACUACAAUAGUGCAGACAUUGACUUUGUUCUCAACUGUCAAGAUUUGAACUAUUCAGAUCCUGCUCCACAUUUCAGAUGUGAUCCCUACAUUGAAAUAAUUGAACAGCCAAAGCAGCGAGGUUUCCGCUUUCGUUAUGGAUGUGAAGGACCAUCUCACGGUGGCUUGCCAGGAGUCUCAAGUGAAAAGAACAAGAAAACAUAUCCAACAGUGAAGAUACACAACUACACUGGACCUGUCAAAAUUAUUGUACAGUUAGUGACCAUUGAUGAGCCUCCACUUCUACAUGUACACAGCCUAGUUGGAAGACAAUGUGAAAAUGGAAUCUGUGUAAUUCAAAUGGACUCUGAGGACAUGACUGCUAGCUUUCCCAACCUUGGAAUCCUUCAUGUUCCUAAGAAGGAUGUAGUAACAAUUAUAGAACAACAGCUGAUUAAGUCAUGGACCUCAGAUGCCCAAAAUGGGAAUGCUUCACUUCUUAAUGGAAAUAAUGAAAAUGAAAUGGAAUUGCAACAGAAACAACUAAAGAAAGAAGACAGGGAAAGAAUCCGCCAGCAAGCACAGAAGCAGACCAAGUAUAUGGAUCUCAGUGUCGUUCGUCUGAUGUUUACUCCAUACCUACCAGGAAGUGAUGGCAAAUUUACACGUACCCUUAGCUCUGUUAUGUCAGAUCCCAUCUUUGACAGCAAAGCACCUAAUGCAUCAAGUUUGCGAAUAGCAAGAAUGGCCAAAACAGCUGGGAGUGUCAUGGGUGGGGAUGAGGUCUUUCUGCUUUGUGAUAAGGUUCAAAAAGAUGAUAUUCAGGUACGCUUCUAUCAAGAAGAUGAGAGUGGCCAUAUUUGGGAGGCAUUUGGAAAAUUUGGUGCAGCUGAUGUUCACAGACAGUUUGCCAUUGUUUUCAAGACGCCAAAAUAUUUUGACAUUCACAUUACAAACCCUGUCUCAGUAUUUGUCCAGUUACGUAGACGUUCUGAUGGUGAAACCAGUCAACCAAAACCAUUUAUAUAUUACCCACAUAUAAAGCACAAAGAGCACAUUCAGAAAAAAUGGCACAAAUCUUUACAUAAUUGCUCAGAUAACUUUGAGGGUACACCAGAAGGUCACGCAGAAAUAUAUAGUGAUGAUCUGGGAAGGGAAAUGACAGUUUUAAAAAGACCUGGAUUUUUCAUGUCACCUUCAUAUACGGAAAAAGAUGAGAAUAUAGAAGGUUUACAGUUUCCUGUGGAUAAUGACAUAAUGACCUACUUUCCUGCAUGUGAGCUGCCAAGUUAUGGGGAAAUAAAAAAGCCAUUGGCUGUUUACAAUCACAUGGUAACAACACAGGAUGCCAGGAACAAUGUAUAAGUUCUCCAUCAGGUUGGAGAACUUUCGUAGUAAUAAUGUUUAUGCUCAAGUUAAAUAGGAUCAAUGAAAUAUAUAGUAACGCUACAUAUUUCAUAACUCAUUGAAAACAAACAUUGCAUGGUUAUAUAGCAAAAUAAUAUAUAUCUAUAUUUUUACAUACAGUUACGUGUAAUUAAAUGGGAAUACCAUUUUGUGAGACAUUAUUGUAAAUUGCAAAAAGACUCUUUUAAAAAAGUAAGUUCUCUAUUAGGAAAGAAAGCUGGUCAUAUGUUUGGUACAGCUAUGGACUGUUAUUUUGAAAUUUCCACUACAAAUUUAUUAUGUUGAUUACAAGUUGCAUUGAUUACAACUAAUUUUCUCCUGGAAUGAUGUGGUUAUUUUCCUGGGCAUGCUUUAGUGUCUGUACCAUUGCUUACAAAUUGGAUUUCAAACUUCAAUAUUGUUUUGCAAAAUAUUUUAAAUAAUAGGUAAGAAAUAUUAAAUUAAUACUUUGCACAUCAAAACCUGAUUCUAAUCAGAGCUUAACUGUUUUAAUUUAAUCUAUUUCAGAUAAAUUUAAUGAUAAUAUGCUUACUUAGGCACAGUGCAUGGUAAUUAAAUUUAGUUGCAUGAAUACCAUUCUGAAAGCCAACUGUAAAAUGUAUACAGUCCUAUGUUAUAUGUCAGCAGCCAAUAAAUUAAAGUAUUGACUCCUGAAAGUGACAAUUGUCCUGAUCUCUACAAGCAUUGUUCAUGCAGUUUGUGUGUUUGUGGAUAGCCUGGGUUAAUUAGCCUUUCACAUAGAAGACGUUUCAGGAUACAUUCACACAAUAAUUGCAGCAUCAAUGCACAGUAUCUUCACUUUGCAAUGAUGCUGCAGUUAUAUUGUAAACGCAUUCCGAAUCUGGAAUCAGAGCACAAAUCAACACUGAGUCAUCCAUAGAAAUGUAAGACAUAAAAAUUUUGGAUAUAAGAGCUGGAUUAAAUCAUUUGGUGAUUUGAGUCUGCACUGUCCUUCAGUUACAUCAAGGCAUAGCUGGUCAUGAUCCCAAUCCCACUUUCCUGUUAGCCCUCUCACUUCCAACCCUACCCCACAACUUUUGACUUCCUUUUCUAUCAAAAAUCCAUCUAACUCUGUAAUACAUUUAAUGACGAAGCCUUCACUACUUUCUGGGCAAGAGAAUUCGGUAGAGAACAAGCUCUGGGAGAAAAAGAAUCUGCUCAUCUCCAUCAAAACAGUGCCACCUCUUGUUCUUAAACUGUGUCCCUGAGUUCUAGCCCAUCCACAUAAGGGGAAUGCUCCCAAUACUCACCUAAUAAAUUCCUCUUGUGGCUGAAUGUGUUUCAAUAAAAUCACCUCUCAUUCUUCUGAACUCCAGUGGGCAUGGCUGAACGAAUUCAACCUUUCCUCAUGGGACAACUUGUUCAUCUGAGAAAUUAGUCAACUGAUCUUUCUUUGAAUGAUUACUAACACAAGCACAUGCUUUUUCAGUAAAAUCCCUUUAUUCUUGUAUUCCACUGUCCUUGCAAUAAAUGCCAACAUUCCUUUUGUCCUUCUGAUAACUGACUCUAUAAGCAUAAUAAUCUUUUGGAUUCAUAUACCAGUAUGUACCCAGAUCCCUCUGUGUCUCAGAGUUCUGCAAUCCCUUCCAUUUAAAUAGUAUUUUUUUUUCUAUUCCUCCAGUCAAAGUGGAUAAGUUCACAUUUUUCCACAUUUUACUCCAUUUCUUUUUACCCACUCACUAAAACUAUCUGUAUCCCUUUGAAGACACUCUAUCUCUUCUUAACCACUUACCAUCCUAACCAUCUUGGUAUCAUCAGGAAAUUCAUCUACCAUUCUUUCAGUCCAAGAAACCAUUUCAUUGAUAUAGAUUGUAAAUAUUUGAGACCCUGACAUAGAAUUCUGUAGGACUCUACAGUCUACCAAUCAUCCACUCUUCUUUGGGGAUAUUUCUGGCCUUGAGGUCUAUUUUACAAAACUGUUACCAUUGCGAAGUCAAAAGGACUUUGCAUUUAAUGUUAACCAGCAGUAUGACUGUGCCAUGUAAUAAACUUAAAAAUGGUUUGAACUAUGAAGUAAUUCAGGUAAUAGCACUUACUCUCCAUAUUCAAGUGAUAUAAAUGAUUUUUUUUCCUAAUUGUUUCAGUUGAAAUUAAAUGUAAUGGUUUCAU
Molecule: messenger RNA, 3980 nt
Organism: Chiloscyllium plagiosum (whitespotted bambooshark)
Lineage: Eukaryota; Metazoa; Chordata; Chondrichthyes; Orectolobiformes; Hemiscylliidae
Source: RefSeq, a predicted model, not a curated record